Molecule: messenger RNA, 964 nt
Organism: Salarias fasciatus (jewelled blenny)
Lineage: Eukaryota; Metazoa; Chordata; Actinopteri; Blenniiformes; Blenniidae
Gene: lbhl
Product: LBH regulator of WNT signaling pathway, like
Exons: 4
Coding region: 492-932 (146 amino acids)
Biological process (GO): positive regulation of DNA-templated transcription
Cellular component (GO): nucleus
Source: RefSeq, a predicted model, not a curated record
GCACCCAUGAUCCAGUGUGCCAACUCAUCAGAGAGGACCAUCAAGCCUGCACACGUCAUCCGUCCAGCCUUGGUAAUCGAAAGCGACGCUAAUCCCGCUCCUCUCCAAAGCCUGGCGAUGGGGUGGGGUGGGACCGGCAGAGAUCCCGAGGGAGACAUGAGGGAGGAAGUAGGAUACUGGAGGCAAGGAAGUGUGUGUAGGUUUUGGGAAAGAAGAGGAACUCAGUAACCCGAGCUGCGAGACACCGGAAGGCUCCUGCUUGAAUCCAGGGGCCACUGAGGAUUUGGGAUCCCAGCUCUCUUCCAGGCUUCGCCCUGGAGGCCACAAACCUGAGUGAGGACUCUGCGGAGGGGGAAUGCUGCAGGAGCUGCUCGCCUCCUGCUGCACCCCCUCUCCUGCCACCUGUACUGGAUGUGGAGGGGCCGAGCUUCACCACGGUGGAGCUGUGCCAAGAUGGAGAAGACUUCUGCCUGACAGCCAGUGAGGGAGGAAUGGAGGAGAUGAGUGCUCAAGAUCCAGACUGCGAAGACAUGCAAAGGAAGGACCAGAGGUUGCCAUUCCAGAUCUUCCCCGACCCCGUGGAGGUGGUCCUGAGCGCAGAGACGUCUCUGAACAGCCAGCAGCAGGAGCACGAGAAGGAGCGCCUGCCCUCCAUCGUGGUGGAGCCCACCGAGCUGAGCGAGGUGGAGAGCGGAGAGCUGCGCUGGCCGCCAGAGAACAUGGACAUGGAGGAGGACGAGGAGGACCUGUUCUUAGAGCAGUGCAUCCCUCCGGCCAACAUCGCAGACUGGGGAGAGGAUGAGGAGGAGGAGGAAGAGGAGACGUCAGUCAUACUGAACCAGCCGGGCUUGACACUUAUUGACCUGCAGUCGGAUGCAUUCAGAGACGACACCCCGACACUUCCACCGAGCAGCGCUCCUGCCUUCAACUGAUAAUACCUCCGAGAAGUCUUUCCCUGCGUGAG